Messenger RNA from Bursaphelenchus okinawaensis, 6375 nucleotides. Lineage: Eukaryota; Metazoa; Nematoda; Chromadorea; Rhabditida; Aphelenchoididae. The record is from the annotation of a GenBank genome assembly.
AUGCACUUUCGCAGACAUGAUUUGGUAAGUUGUACUUAUAUUGUUCCUUUUUGGUCUAUACGUCGUAUUUUACAAUAAUAUUAAAAAAAAUCUAUUUAUGUUGAAAAUAAAUCUUUUUUAAAAAAAAGACAAGGUAGGGCUAAGAAACAGUGCAAUCAAGCUACUAACUCGUACUGUAAAGCCUUAAAAAAUUAUAGGAUAACGCAGGGUAAGCUGUUGUAGAAAGGAUAAGGUAGGAUAUUAAAAGAAAGGGGGGGGAGAAAGACAGGGCAAAAAAAUUUUUUUAAAGUUUCUUUUUUCUUUCCUCCCUCUUCUCAUGCCCAAGAUUUUUUCCAAAAAUAUGUUUAAAAAAACUAUCUCCCCCCCCCCUUUCCUUGUGUCUUUCUCUAGACAUGAGGAACGAGCGUGCCCGAUCUCGACCUAAAUUGAGGUCGGGUUAGGCCUGAAAAUCAAGGCCCAGCUCGGUCCGAAAAGCCCAGUCCAUUUGCACGUAAAAAAAUCGGACCGGGCCUGAGCAAAAUUUAGAUUGAACCAGGCCAAAAAAAUGGGCCCUGCUUGUUUGGCAUGUCUACCUCUUUCAUCAUUAGUCAUCCCUUUUCUAACCUGUAUCUUUAAAUUUUUGAAAGAACCUUCUUGACAUUACAUUGCCAUACCAAUUUUAAAUUUUCAAAAAUGUCAAAAAAUUUUAAAACUAAUAAAUGUUCAAUAUCAGAAUUCCCAUUCCUAUAGCCUCAAAAUGGUUUCGGCACAUUUUUACGGAUUUUUAGUGCAUUUGAAACAACGUUUUUUUGUUUAUGGCCGUUAUGAAUUUUUAAAAACCGGCUAUUCAUACGGCCAAGGUUUCAAACAGAAAUGUUUGCACACACUUCAUGUCAAAACAUGGAUUAUAUUAUUCAUGUUGGGGUAAAACACUAGUUUUUGUAUGUUUUAUACAGUAAAAGAGCCUUGCCUUGCCUUGCCUUGCCUUGCCUUGCCUUGCCUUUCCUUGUCUUGCUCUACCCUGUCCUACACUAGACACCUAUCUUUCUUACCCCUCCCAACCCGACCUGUGAAUAAUUGCUUUAUAAUACAUUAUCCGUUACCUUGGUAACGUAUUAUUUGGUUUCUUUUUGUCAUAUAGGACGUUAGCGUAUUUUACAAUUAAUUUUUUUUAAAUUUUUUAAAAUUAUAAUAUAAUUUUAAAAAUUACAAAAUUAAGCCAAAAUAUGUUUGUUAUAUGUUUGUCCGAUCUGUAAGAGCUCUUUCCCUUCAAUUUGUCGCUGCGACGCUCUUUUUCCUUGAUCUCUCUCUUCACAGGGUAGGGGAACGAAAUGGUUGAUCAUUUUUGGAGGUCAGCGAAAGAGACAAAAAUACGGAAAACAAACCAAAAAAUUGCGAGUUUUGUGUUUGGUAGAGGAGAAAAUUUCUAUUUUUUUACUUUUUUUUGAUGUAGGGUAGAGUAGGUUAGGGUAGGUUAGGGUGGGUUAGGGCUAGUGAAGAGUAAGAAUAGAGUAGGAAAAGUUGGGUAGGGCUAGGGAGGGUAGGGUAAAGUAAUCUGUAACGUUUUUCCUUAAAUUUUUUGAAAUUUUCUUAUUUUUAGCUUUUUGUAACUAUAACAAUGCCAUUUUUUAUUCGAUAAAAAAGAAAUUUUGUAAAAUUAUAGUGUAGUCUAGUUAAGUUUAUUACCUAAAAUUUCAAGAUUUAUGCUUAUAAAUUGAAGUCAUUACUAAGUUUCAAAAAUUAAUCUUAAAAACGCCAAAAUUCAACUUUUUUUGUGAAAAAGUCAUGGUAAAUAAAAAUUUUUUAUUUUAAUUUCAAGCUUUUUUUAUUUAAAUCUUCAUUUUAGGUAGCCUUCAACAAAGAGCAUGACCGCCUGUUCUCAAUUGCCAAGAAAACAAAAGAUCAUGGUGAGGUUACCUCUCACUAUUAUAGUGUCAUGUCGGCCGUUAUAAAUGAAUAUUUCAAUGGAAAUUUUCAUUUUGUACCGCCAUCUGAAGAUGGACAAACCUUGGAAGAGGCUUUGAACUCGUUACAUCAAAGAAUUGCAAAAGAAUUGGGGUUAAAAGAAGGUGUCACGUGUGUUGAUAUUGGAUGCGGCAUUGGCACGGUAAGAAGGUUUUUGUCAGUUUAUGGUUUGUAAAGAAAGUUUUUGCCAUUUUAUGUUUUUUAAAGAAAGUUCUUGCAAGUUUAAGCCAAAAAAUCAUUUUUUUCGUAUUUUGCAGUCUGCGGGUGACAAGUUAUACGACAAGUGCCAUUUUUAGUUUUGUAAAGAAAGUUCUUGCCAUUUUAUAUUUUGUAAGAAAGUUCUUGCCAUUGUUGAUAAAAUUUAAAAUUUUUUAAGUUAACAUUCUGUAUUUCAGGUGAUUCAAGAGAUUGCCCACACAGGAGCCUCAAUAACUGGAGUUACCAUCGCUUCAAACGAAGUAAAAGUAGGUAAUGAAGCCCUAAAACAACUUGGAUAUGAUCAAAAAUGCAAGCUGAUCGAGGCCGACUGUCACAAAAUGCCAUUUGAAGAUGCUAGUCUGGACUGUGCUUAUGCCAUUUAUGCUUUGAAAUAUUUCGAAGAUUUGGAGCCGAUUCUAAAAGAAGUCGCACGAUGUUUAAAGCCCGGCGGAAAGUUUGUCAUUUAUGAUUUGGUAAAGACUGAUCAGUAUGAUGAGAACAACGAGAAGCACAGGCAAGAGUUUUAAAAUAAUUUUUUUUUGGUUUUAGGGUUUAAAAUGGCAAGAACUUUCUUUACAAAACGUAAAAUGGCAAGAACUUUCUUUAAAAAAAAUAAAACGGCAAGAAAUUUCUUUGCAAGACAAGAAUUGGCAAGAACUUUCUUUACAAAACUUGAUAUGGCAUUUUGCGUAUAACUUGUCGUCCGCAUUCUGCAGAACGGCAAACUUUGUUAUUUUAAUUCAAAACGGCAAGAACUUCCUUUACAAAACAAAAAAUAGCAAGAACUUUCUUUACAAAACCAAGAUCGGCAUUUUUCGUAUAACCUAUCACCCGCAGGCUGCAUAAUGACGAACUUUGUUGUUAUGACAAAAAAUGGCAAGAAUUUUCUUCACAAAACAUGAAAUGGCAAGAACUUUCUUUACAAUUUUAAAUAUUUUCAGAAAAGUAGUAGAAGGCUUGGAAUACGCCUGUGGAAUGCCAUCUUUACAUUACCGGUCAGAAAUGGUCGAUAAAUGCUCUGAAACUGGACUAAAACUGACAAAUUCGGUCAAUUUGUGUGAAGAAACUGGCAAACCUUAUCAUUAUUGUUUCUCACACUCUGGUCUAUUCAUGUGGCUGACCAAUUCAAAGAUCAUCUCUCAUUUAAUCAAGACUUCGCAGGCUUUGAGGAUCUUGCCGCGAGGCUUUUACAAGUUUAAUAAGACCUUCUUGAGGGGUACUGUAGGCAAAAUUGUCCAAGGAGGCCAGAUGGGCAUUCUGGAUGGAGGAGAGAUAUUGGUCUUUACGAAAGAGUAAAAUACGAUCCAUAAAGUUGUUUUGAAAAAUAAACUAUCAUUACCCUACCCCGCUCUAAACUAUCUUUUCUUAGGCCCUACGGUGCUUUGAGCCUUAAUUUACUUUAAACCCUAUCGUACUCUAGCCUCUAUCGUACCCUAGCUUCUACCGUACCCUAGGCCCUACCGCACCCUAGGCCAUACCAUUCCCUAGGCUUUGCCGUACCCUAGGUUCUACCGUACCCUAGGCCCUACCGUACCCUAGGCCCUACCGUACCCUAAGCCUUACCGUACCCUACGCCUUACCGUACCCUAGGCUCUACCGUACCCUAGGCCCUACCGUACCUUAAGCCUUACCGUGCCGUAGGGCUUUCUGUGUCUUAUUUUCUACUACAUCCUACACUCUUCUGAACCCUGUUUCAUGCCGUUUUUUACAUUUUAUCGUACCUUAGACCUUAUCCUAAUAAAACCUUUAUUGUACUUUAUCUUGUCCUACUCUACCUUAUCCUAUCUUAUCUUAUGCUACUCUAUCUUGUCAAAAAAAGUCUUGUCGUUUUUUUUAAUGAAAGUAUAUGUACUUAGCGCCAAAACUUUUUUUGGAUAAAUUAUUUUUGAUAAUUUGGAUGAUCAUUGUUUAUUUAUAACAAGAUAGUUUUAAACUAAUAAUUACUUUUUCAGUUUUUUAGCAUUAUAUAUGUAUAUUAUAGUUGCCACAGGUUUUGCAUUUAAAAAAUAAGUUCACUAUAUUUAUUUUAAAAUGUCUUUACCCUACCUUACCUUACAAUACCUUACUUUAUCUUACAAUGUCUAUCCUAACCUAUAAUAAACCAUCCUAAAAAGUUUGCUUCAGAUGACAGAAAGACAGCCAAAACGGGUAGGAAUUAUUGGGUAUGGUCAUAUCGGCCAGUUUUAAAAAUCGAGCUAGCGAAACAAAAGAAUUUCGUAGUCCAAACGAUUUGGAACCGAACUGAAGAUGAGAAGGAGAACGUUCUUCCAUUGACAGAACUAACGGCCGAACGGUUGGAAGACAUUGACCUUGUGAUAGAAGUGGCACAUCCUCAUAUCGUCGAGAAUUACGGCCCAUUGAUUCUUAAGCAUGCUGAUUUUUUCGUAAGUAUUAUUUUUAUCGUAUUUUACAAAAAAAAAUUAAAAUUUUUUUUAAAAUUUUUAUAAAAAUUUUUGAAUUUUUUUAGAUUGGCUCACCUACAUCACUAGCCGACCGUGAUUUGUAUGACAGUCUACAAGAACUGCUCAAACAGUAUCCAGAAAGAGCCGUCUUUGUACCUUCUGGAGCCUUCUGGGGCUCAAAUGACGUCAAAAAGAUGGCUGACUUGGGCACGUUAAAAGUAAGUUGAUACCCUAGCUCAGAGCCCUAGCGAAAAGCCUUAACCUAGAGCACUAUCUCAGAGCCCCGGCCCAGAUCCCUAGCCCAGAGCGCUAGCCUAGAACCCUAGCCCAGAGCCCUAGCUCAGAGCCCUAGUCUAGAGACUUUACCAUAGUCUACUCUAUUUUUACUGUACUGUUGCUUAGCCUUACCGUACCUUCUUCUUGCUUUAGCCUUUUUUUACCUUUCGUAACUACUUAGACUCACCGUAUCUCAGAUUCUGUCAUACCUUAGACUCUACCGUACCGUAUGCCUUACCAUAUCUUUGAGGUGAGCCUAAAGUACCUUGGUCUAAUCUUAAAAUACCCUUGCUUAGGCUUACCAUACUCUGGCUUGGGUCUACCGUGCUUUGAGUUCGGCCGAUUUUUCUCUGAUUGAAAUCUAUUAUACUCUGUUUUAGGCUUAAAUAUGGACCUUUACGUGGCUUUACUGUACUUAUUCUUUGAUCUAGCUUACCUUAUUGAGGCUCAACUAUAAUAACUUACUCUGUGGAUGGCUUUUUGUCUUUUAUUUGUUAUACUUUGUUAUUAGUAUUGUACUUAUUAGCCUCCUAUAUCACAACCCUUUCCAGGCUCUCCAAAUCACAAUGAUAAAGCACCCAGACAGCUUCAAAGUCCUCGGUCGUCUACAAGAGCUAAACAAAUCUGCCAAAGACUCGAAUAGUCCAAUGGUGCUCUACGAAGGUCCAGUACGACAUUUAUGCCCAUUAGCUCCGAACAACGUUAAUACAAUGGCAGGAGCUGCGAUUGCUGCUCAUAACCUUGGUUUUGAUCGAACUAUGGCCAAGUUAAUCGCUGAUCCUGCUUUGAAGGAUUGGCAUAUUGUGGAGUAUGAACUUAAGGUGGGUUUGCAAAUGAAUGUUUUUACAAGGUAUAAUAAGAAAUGGCAUAAACAAUUCUUAAAAUAUCACAAAAAUUCCAAAAAAAUGUUUAAAUAUCGGAAAAAAUUGCCAAAUUUACAAGAAAAAUAGCGAAAAAUUUAAAAUUUAUGCAAAUUUUCGCAAAUUUUAAAAACUUGCAAUAAUUUUUAUUAAAACUACAUUCUUUUGUCUGUCAAACAAUAGUAAUAUGUUUAAUUAAAAAUGACAUUUUCAGGGAGAAAAUGGCUUUUGCACCAAGCUGAGACGUGAAAAUCCGGCCAAAAAGGGCGCUGUCACUGGAGAUUUCACUUAUUUUUCAUUUCUCAGCAGUGUUAUUGGUAAGUUUUGACUUUUGUUUAAAAAAAAUUUUUUAAAAAACUAAAAAAAUUUAAAAAAAAUAUUUUUUUUAAAUUUUUUAAAGAUAUUUUAGGCUUAAAUAAAUUAUUUCUUAUUUUUUUAAAAUAAUUUUAGGCUUAAAUAAAAUUUUUUUUAUUUCUUAAAAUUAUUUUAGGCUUAAAUAAUUUUUUUUUAUUUUUUAAAAUUAUUUUAGGCUUAAAUAAUUUUUUUUUUAAAUUUUAUAUUUUUUUAAAAUUUUUUUAAAAUUUUUUUCAAACUUACAAAUUUUUUUAAAAAAUUUUUUAAAAGUAUUUUUUAAAUUUUUUAAUAAAAAGUCUUCAGAAACUCUUUACAAGCCCCCAGGCUUCAAUAUCUGUUAG